Nerophis lumbriciformis (worm pipefish) is the source of this 1506-nucleotide messenger RNA. The record is from RefSeq and is a predicted model, not a curated record. Lineage: Eukaryota; Metazoa; Chordata; Actinopteri; Syngnathiformes; Syngnathidae.
AUGACAGGCUGGAAGCGCGUGCCCAACACAGACACGACAAUUUUAACAAUUUUAACGGCUGGUAAGAAUUUUUGUUUUGCCUCUUACUAUGGUGACCACAUGGUAUUGCAGAAGUCUCCUGAGAGAUCGGUGCUGUGGGGUUAUGGCAGCCCUGAGGGAGCGCUGGUCACUGUUUACUUAUCAGGACCAACGGAACACAAAAGCCUACCUGCAACUGUGGAGAAAGGCAUCUGGCGAGUCACCCUUGACCCCAUAGAGGCCGGCGGUCCCUACAACGUGACCGCGGUUCUUCAGAACACCUCAGCCACUCUGACCGAUGUGUUGUUCGGGGAUGUUUGGCUUUGUGGUGGUCAGAGCAACAUGUACUUUAAAACAUCCCAGAUUUUCAAUGCAUCUGAGGAACUCGCUAUUGCAUCCAAGUAUCCUCAUGUGAGGACUUUUAUGGUAGCCUUAAAGAUGAGUAACACAGAACGGACAGAUCUGAUUGGAGUGUCGCUACCAUGGUCUGUACCUGAAACAAGUGGUCUUUCAGAGUUCUCUGCAGUGUGUUGGCUUUUUGGACGUUACAUGUACAAGACCCUGAAGUACCCGAUAGGACUGGUGGAGUCCUGUUGGGGUGGGACGCCCGUCGAGGCCUGGUCAUCUUCAAGAGCACUUCAGCAAUGUGGACUAGACUGGAAUGACAAAGGGGACAACUCUGUCUUGUGGAAUGCAAUGAUUCACCCACUGCUCAACAUGACACUCAAAGGAGCCCUCUGGUACCAGGGUGAAAGAAAUACAAAUUAUCACCAAAACAAAUACAACUGUUCUUUCCCUGCCAUGGUAAAUGACUGGAGAAUGGCGUUUAACCUGGGCUCAGGUGGCCAGACUGCUAUGGAUUUUCCCUUUGGAUUUGUCCAGCUGUCCACCAACAUAAAAGGCUCCACAGAUGACGGCUUUCCAAACAUCCGCUGGCACCAGACAGCUGACAAAGGCUUUGUUCCCAACUCUCAUCUGCAAAAGACCUUCAUGGCUGUGGCUAUGGAUUUGCCAGAUGAGACCUCACCAUACGGCACCAUCCACCCUCGUGACAAGCAGGAUGUAGCAUACAGACUGACACUUGGAGCACGAGCAGUGGCCUACAAUGAGAAGGAUGUGGCCUUCCUUGGACCUUUCCCGAAACACAUCCUGUCUAAUCCAAUGUAUGUCAACAUCACCUACGACCAGGCCAUCGCUGUCAAGCCAUCUAAAGACAUCUUCGAGAUCUGCUGUUCACAAUCACAUGCCCCUUGUGGGUUUCAAUCCCUGUGGAUUCCUGUGUCCAUUGUCCAGUGGACUAUCACCAGCAUUCUGAUAUCCGCCAAAGUCUGCAAAUCAACUACUGAGAUAGCAGCUCUACGAUACGCAUGGAAGGACUGGCCGUGUGAUUUCAAAGCAUGCCCUGUCUAUGGCGCAAACACAGCAUUACCUGCGCCCCCUUUUUUGAUCAAUCGCUAUCAGAAAACCCCUGGCAAAUAUUGCAACUAG